GAGCCAGCUAAAAGCCCAGGUGUGUCUCCCCACCAGUGAUCCGUUUUUUGGAGGUCUACAACCGCAGCGCCUGCCAGCCCAGGGAGACGAUGGUGUCGGUCACGGCGGACCAUCCGUCGUUGAGAAACCACAUCAUGAUCCCAUCCUGCGUGGCCCUCAGGCGCUGUACCGGCUGCUGUUCCGACGACUCCUUGGAUUGCGUGCCCAGCCGUUCCCGGGAAGCCAUCUUGGAGGUGAUGGCUAGCCUCUUUCCAAACAGAUAUAUAACCCAGUUGACUUUUGAAGAGCACCUGGAAUGCAGCUGCAGAUCGAGAACGAUGCUUUUCAGAUCUAAUUCAAUUAGUCGGUCCUGUGCACCUUGUCGGGACAGGAAAAAGCAGCCAGAUCCACAGACGUGCAAAUGUGUGUGUCGCCACCAAUCCGGACAUUGUGAGAGGCGUGGGAUGAAAUUCAGUGAGAGUACAUGCAGAUGUGCGAAGCACCGGAGAAGAGUAAAACCAGCAAUCCAGGCUAGAACUAGGCGAGAACCGAGCCCAAUGGAGCAUUGACUAUCAUCGGCCAGUGAAGACCGUUCUCUGCCGGGCGUGAAUCUUCACGUGCUCAGAGGCAACCCACUGUUUUGGCUGGGGUGGGCGGGGCGGGGGGGAGAAAAGUGGGUACAGGUUUAACUUCAGGACGUGUUGGCCCAAUUGCACAUCAGAAUUUCCUACUUGCUACUUUAUUCAGUGGCCUUUUCGUCACGGUGCUUGAGGGAGUCGUUAAGUGGAUCACAAGGUCGUUAAACGAAUCCGGCUCCCCGCCCCCUGGUUGACUUCGCUUGUUGGGGAGGUCGCAAAAUGGCCACCAGCUGUACCCCAGGAUGCUUACAACCAUUGUAAAUAUACGCCGGUUAUCAAGCCUUUGAAUUUUGAUCACGUGACCAUGGGGAUAUUGUGACGGUCAUAAUGCGAGGACCGGUGACCCUAAGUCAUUUUUUUUUCCCCAGUGCCGUUGUAACUCUGAAUGGUUAGUGAAUGAAUGGUUGUCAGGUCGAAGACUUCACAUGUAUAAGCCCAUGCCUUCUUGGACAAACCAUGGCUUGAUGCCCUACGUCAAUUCAGUGUGUGUCAUUAUUUGUGGCUUUUCAUUGUAUGAUUCUUAUACAACG
Messenger RNA from Notechis scutatus (mainland tiger snake), 1147 nucleotides. The record is from RefSeq and is a predicted model, not a curated record. NCBI's taxonomy places the organism in Eukaryota, Metazoa, Chordata, Lepidosauria, Squamata, Elapidae.